AUGUCUUCUGGGCGACCAAUAAUCGCGAUUUGCAUGCUUUUAGGGCGCAUUGCGAUAACCGUUUGUGGACCUUUUGAUGGGCAGUUACCAGAGGACGACAUCCACGAGUCGAAGUCGGAAGAAACCUCGUCAAAGUAUCCGGAUAAAAAUGACGUUUGUUCGACCCCAGAAUGCGUUCUUGCGGCAUCGAGGUUUUUGAACGAUAUGGAUCGAAAGGUUGAGCCAUGCGACGAUUUUUAUCAGUUCGUUUGUGGAAACUAUGAAAAGUCAGCCAGGAUCAACGAUGAUUAUUUUUAUGCUGCUACGAUCUAUCUAAGGUUCGAAGAGGCGUAUGCGCGCCUGCAACGGAUCAUAGAGGACAUUGACGAAUCGACAGCACCCGCGGUUUUCUUGAACAUCACAAGUGCUUACAAAUCUUGUCUGGAAAACAAAUGGUACAAUACCGAAGAACCAUCCGUCGAUGAGUCGCAGCGCGAUUACAUUGUUGGUUUGUGGAAAAAAAUUAGACAAGAAAGGGAGAACGAAUUAUAUCUUUCUAUUUAUGACUUCAAUCCACAACUGUUCUCCACUUUGUAUUACCAAAGCGAGUACAACCGGUCACAAAAUGUUUUGCAUAUUUCAUUAAAGCAACCGGUUAUUGCGUGGGCUUAUCUAAAGGAAGGCUUGGCAAAUCAAGUUGUUCGAGAAUACUUAAUGUUCAUGAAAAACGUUGGUAUAAAUCUGGGUGCUGAUCAACGGCAAGUAGACUCCGAUCUGCUGGACGUUUUGAAUUUCGAAGUGGAGCUUGCUAAAAUCGUGUCACCGGAGAACGAGGACGAGGAGGACAAAUUUUAUCACGAUUACACCGAAAUGACUCUGAAACAAUUGAAAAGAUUUUUUCCGCACUUGCGCUUCGAGCGAGCCAGUAAAAAUAUGACGGACACUUCCAAAUUUCAAACUCAAAUAGCUCUAAAAACCUUGAAGAAACUGGAUGAAUUGAUCGCUCAAAAAUCGACGCUGGUUUUGGCUAAUUGGGCUUUAUGGCGAAAAACUGUAGAAAAAACAUCGGGAUUGGGCCAAGUUAUUCGUCACAAGCAUCAGUCGCUAAUCGGACACGAUCGCACCGGAGCUUUCUUGACAGAUGGUGUGACGAGAGAAUGCGUCAAAGAAGUACGUUCGGCCUUCCCAUUCGUACUGAAUGUUUUAUACUAUGGACAAUUCCUCAGCGAAGAUGCUGUAAAAAGUAUGGAAGCGAUAUUCGCUAACACGAAAGCCGCAUUCAUCGAAUCCAUGAAAAAGGCUACGUGGUUGAGUGACUUCACGAAACAACAAGCUAUCGAAAAAGUCGAGUCGACAGGGAACCGAUUUGGAUUUUUCGAAAAAUUCAUGCUCAAUAGAACUUUAAAUUCGUCUUCAGCGGAUCUGAAAUUAUCGGAAGGCUUCUUAGCAGCCAACAGAGCGAAUAUAACUGCAAUUUUGAAUAAUUUUAACAAGAGAUACAUCGAAGAGCUUGAUUUUAUGGAUUAUCCAGCGUUCUAUGUUCCUAAACAGCGAUACGUCGGAAUGGGUGCUCUCCUAUUCAGCGAUGUUAUGCACGAUACCGGUCACCCUGCGAGUUUGAAUUACGGAGGCUUCGGUGCCACCGUCGCUCACGAAAUAAUGCACGGGUUCGAUCACGUGAGAAAAUGGUAUGACCAAACCGGUAAUAUGCGACUGGAGCCAUGGUGGGACGUUGACAGUCUCAAAAACUACGCUGCGCGGACCCGAUGCCUCGAAAAUCAACACAGAAAGUAUGCCUCUGACGAAUUGGGACUCGACGUCACACCUUCGAGGACUCGGGAUGAGGAUUUGGCGGAUCUCGUGGGUACCAGGAUGGCAUACUCCGCGUACGUAGAACUGGCGAAGGAUUCACUUCCUGAAAAACAAUUGCCUGGACUCGAUUAUUCACCGAGACAAAUGUUUUGGAUCAGUACUGCGAACACAGCGUGCGUCAAAACCCGACCAGUAGCCGCACUUCGUUUUCUUUAUGAAGAGGAACACUCGCUUCCGAAACUUCGAAUUAACGUACCUUUGUCAAAUCUCCAAGAAUUUGCGGACGACUUCAAUUGCGCUGUUGGUUCAAAAAUGAAUCCCAAGGAUAAAUGUACCAUUUGGUGA
Messenger RNA from Venturia canescens, 2136 nucleotides. Its product is annotated as endothelin-converting enzyme homolog. Bases 1 to 2136 code for a protein of 711 amino acids. Gene Ontology annotation, cellular component: plasma membrane. NCBI's taxonomy places the organism in Eukaryota, Metazoa, Arthropoda, Insecta, Hymenoptera, Ichneumonidae. Gene Ontology annotation, molecular function: metalloendopeptidase activity. The record is from RefSeq and is a predicted model, not a curated record. Gene Ontology annotation, biological process: protein processing. The transcript is spliced from 9 exons.